This is a messenger RNA of Anguilla rostrata (American eel), 6561 nucleotides long. RefSeq names its product G protein-coupled receptor kinase 4-like. Lineage: Eukaryota; Metazoa; Chordata; Actinopteri; Anguilliformes; Anguillidae. Gene Ontology annotation, cellular component: cytoplasm. Gene Ontology annotation, molecular function: ATP binding; G protein-coupled receptor kinase activity. The record is from RefSeq and is a predicted model, not a curated record. The coding region runs from base 652 to 2379 and encodes 575 amino acids. Gene Ontology annotation, biological process: protein phosphorylation; regulation of signal transduction; signal transduction. The transcript has 16 exons.
GUUCGGAACAGCGAAUAUAAUCCUGUUUAAGAAUGAACUAUUGGUCAGUCGUAAGUGUAAGCUACUUGCUGACACAUUCCACUAGUGCUGUUUUACACUUAUGAGAGGGAAGAUUUAGAUUUACUAGCAAAAACAGUGGGCACACCUCUACAGAAUACAAGGCUUAGUAGCCUAAUGGAAGCGAAUGGCCAGUCGUAGGCAGAAACUACAGCAGCAAACAUAACUACAUUUAUGCAGGCUCGCGAUGACAUAGAAAGACUGCAGUCUGUUAAACUAAGACGACGUUUAUUAUAGAAAAGAGCCUCUAAUCCUUUCCUACCCUCGUUACGACUUUCUAGUGUGUUUGUGGAGCGCUGGAGGGGUUAUUUUGUGGUUGAGCCCUCCCACUUUUUGGUCGCCUGUACGGUGAGGUAGGCUAGUGAUCGAAGCAGGAAGGAAAGCGAGGCAUUGAAUGCUAACAAGGGGAGUGAAUGUUCAAGCAGUUCUUAGGUGGGGGUUUAACAUCAAGCAAUGGAGAAGUACAAUUAACCUGGUAUGUGCCAGAUCACAGUAUACGUUGAGCGCCAUCAUCAUCAUCAUCGGCACAACCAUCUUCAUCUUUUCAGUUGAGAGUGAAAUGUAUCGAGCCUGCAUGGGAUCCAGAUACUGACAAUGGAAAUAGAAAAUAUCGUGGCCAACACUGUGCUACUGAAAGCCAGAGAAGGUGGCGGAGGAAAGCGCAACGGCCGGAGCAAGAAAUGGAAGGAGAUGCUGAGGCUGCCGCACAUCAGCCUGUGUGAGGAGCUGAGGCAGACCGUAGAGCGGGACUACUUCAGCCUGUGCGAGAAGCAGCCCAUUGGACGGCUCCUCUUCCGACAGUUCUGUGACACACGGCCGGAGCUGAGGCGUUGCAUCGAGUUCCUAGACGCUGUGGCGGCGUACGAGGUGGCGCCGGACGAGAAGAGAAGGGCGUACGGACUGAACGUUUUGGACACGUACUUUAAUAACGGGUCUGCAGCCCAUUUACCAGAAAUACCUCAGGAAGUAGUCACCGAUUGCAGGGAGAAACUGGAGCAGAGUCCCUGCAAGGAGCUCUUCAAGGAGUGCGCCAGAAUUGUUCGGGAAUAUCUUAGUGGCGUACCGUUCUCCUGCUAUCAAGAAACAAUGUAUUUCUCUCGGUUCUUGCAGUGGAAGUGGCUGGAGAGGCAACCUGUAACCAAAAAUACCUUCAGACAUUACAGAGUACUAGGAAAAGGUGGAUUUGGAGAGGUUUGUGCCUGUCAAGUCCGGGCCACUGGUAAGAUGUACGCCUGUAAAAAGCUGGAAAAGAAAAGGGUGAAGAAGAGAAAAGGUGAAGCAAUGGCAUUAAACGAAAAGCGCAUUUUAGAAAAAGUUAACAGUAGUUUUGUAGUUUGUUUAGCCUACGCCUAUGAAACCAAGGAUGCCCUUUGUCUAGUUUUAACGAUAAUGAACGGCGGGGAUUUGAAGUUCCACAUUUACAACAUGGGAAACUCGGGCUUCGACGAGCAGCGAGCCAUUUUCUACGCGGCUGAGAUCUGCUGUGGGCUGGAGGACCUUCACCGGGAGAGGAUCGUGUACAGGGACCUGAAACCUGAAAAUAUCCUUUUGGACGACCGUGGGCACAUCCGAAUCUCUGACCUGGGGCUGGCGGUCCAGAUCCCGGAGGGGGAGACGAUACGAGGGAGGGUGGGCACGGUUGGGUACAUGGCUCCCGAGGUGAUCCAGAACGAGAGCUACACCUUCAGCCUGGACUGGUGGGGUCUGGGCUGCCUGAUCUUCGAGAUGAUCCAGGGCCAGUCCCCCUUCCGCAGGCGCAAGGAGCGCGUGAAGCGGGAGGAGGUGGACCGCCGCGUGCGCGAGGACCAGGAGGAGUACUCCGACAAGUUCUCGGAGGAGGCCAAGGACAUCUGCCGAAUGCUAUUGGCCAAAGACCCGAAGUUGAGGCUGGGGUGUCAGGGUCGAGGCGCGGCCGAGGUGAAGCAGCACCGUAUCUUUAAGAACAUCAACUUCAAGAGGCUGGAAGCCAACAUGCUGGACCCGCCCUUCAUCCCCGAUCCACGGGCAGUCUAUUGCAAAGACGUCCUGGACAUUGAACAGUUCUCUACUGUCAAAGGAGUCAAUCUGGAUCCCACGGAUGAUGACUUCUACCACAAAUUUGUCACAGGAAGUGUCUCCAUCCCCUGGCAAAAUGAGAUGAUCGAGAUGGAGUGCUUCAAAGAGAUCAACGUGUAUGAGACGGACGGCGCCUUGUGUUCGGACCUGGAUGUAAAUAGACCCAACCCCCCGCCAAAGAGAGGGUUCUUCUACAGGCUCUUUCGGAGAGAGGUCUGUUUUAAGAGUGGCUAUAGUGACGAGGAAGAGGGGCCCUCCCGAAUUUAAACCACUCUGUCCGCCAAACAUCGCAAUUCCUAACAAAAUGAAUGUUUCACUGUAUUUAUGAAUUGUAUUAAAAGUGUAUUAUAAUUAAAGAAAAAAAUGUAUGAGUUUAAAUAUUUUGUACAUUUUUACUUGAAUUAUGUCUAGAUGUAUAUUUUCACUAAAGGUUGUAUUGUACAAAAAGCCAUAUAAAGUACCACUUGAAUGCAUACAUAUUUUUUCUCCUUCAGAAUGAGUGUAAAAAAAUGUGUAUUUAAGGAUUUUUUAAAGAAGCACAGUAUGGUAACUGUAAUCUUAUUUUUUAAAUGUAGCGUAGGGCAUCAUGUCUUUGUCUUGUUUCAUAUUUUUUUGCAGACAUAGCAUUAGUACAUCAUACAUACAGCUGCAAGACCUGCUAACAAACUUUUCUGACAACCUUAAAGAGUUCUAUUUAAGGCACCCCCAAUAGUCUUAAGAGUCAGAGAAGAGCAGGAUGAUUUGACUGUCGAUUCCCCUGGCCAGGUCUGAAUUGUCUUUCACUGCUGAGUGUUUUCUUAGCAGGUGAAAACCCUAUUUUUGUUUUGGCAUGAAACAACGACAUCACAAUGUCACCCACUUCCUAUAUAAGCACACUGUUUUGAACCCUUGAAACAUGAAUAAACGUGUAUAUGUUUGACCCCUGGUCAUUACUGGAGAGAGACAGAAUUAUAAGAAACUCGCUGAUGUUUCAGAGGGAAGACCUUUAUCCAACAACCAUUGGAAAGUUUAGUUUUAUUGUUAUUAACAAGGUCAUUAAAUUGUCUGUUACAUUUUCUUUUAGUGGAGUUGAUUUCAUGUGCUUGCGGACACGUCCGACUUUGUCACGCAUUGUCAUGUGAACUGUUUAAAUGAUGGCUUUUGUGUUGAAAGGAGGAGUGUUUAUUUGCUCAAUUUCCACCAGAAAUAUAAUCUCUUUAAAAAACCCAGGACAUGUGUAACGCUCAGUUAGGUAGACAAAAGGGCAUUCUCUCACCAAGCUAAAAACAUGAGCUUCCUCUGUCACAUUUUUUAAGUUCAUUAAUAGUAUUUACUAUUUUCCAUUAGUGUGUGUGCUAUAGGUCUUUAGAUGAAAAUGUCUCUUGCAAGAAAAUUUUAAACCAAGUGUUGGAAGCAAAUGCUCUGACAGGUUAAUAUAUAAAUAACAUUCCAGUCUGUUGUGUGAAGUUUAGAGGUAAGAUUUGGGAUAUACUGGUGCCUAGAUUUCCCUUCAUACAUUUCAGUGAGUGACUUGCCUUAAUAUAAUGGAACAGAACCUUAUUCAUACACAUUUAUCCUGUACAAUAUUCACAGUUGACAAGGGCCAGAGAGUAGAUAUGACAACAAAAAUGAUACAACUGGCUGCACUUUUCCCCCCGUUGGAACAGUUAAAAUGAUUUCAGAGACAUCAACACAGACAUAUUUUGAAACUACGUGUAAUUCUGAAUGGGGUUUUGGAAUUUCAGUGGUUUCACGUCACCGUACAUUACGUAGUACAUGUGAACCCAUUUUGCCGCUUAGCAUGUUUCCUGCGCGGGGCCAUUUUGUUUGUUGUAACAAUGGGAGGAGCCACUGGGCCACAUUCCCAUUGGAUGUCACGCAGAAGUGGCUUUACGCUGAUGUUCAUGAGCUUGAUGCUUUAUUUCUGAAUGCAGAUCUGAUGCUAACCCCCAACAGAAGUUCAUAUUCCCUGUUGGUUGUAGUGUAAUUUCUAUAUUUUCUCCUCUGUAAUUUGUAUCUACUAUAUUAAGACUGGGGGGAAUUAUAUUGUGAAAACCCCACAUUGGAUAUGUUAAAAAGUCACAGUUUUUUAUUUCUGCAGUGAGUCUGAGUUGUAGAAGAAACUUGAGGUCACCUGAACUAAAGUAAUAGACUCCUGAAAAUAUGCAUCUUCCAACAUUGUGAUAUUAAAACUUAAUUUAAUAUCAAAAUGUUUGUUUUUCUGUCCAUGCUAUUCAUGUUGAAGAUUAAUUUUCAUUUUCUGUCUCUUCCUCCCUUGUUCUGCAUUCUCUUAAGUGGACACUGUAUCCUGUCAGUCUGUUUUAAUGGAUAAAUAAUGCUCCGUAGAGAAGUGUGGCACUGUACUGUGCAGUGUCUGUUCAAUUGAACUAUUUCCAUUUGUGGUAAAUUGACAGAAAGACCUAUUCUGAUACUUUGUCAAGAGGCCAUUUGAAUGCCUUGUCAUAUUUGUAAAUCCCUUGUUGACUGUAACUUUACUAUAACAAAACUUCAAAUAACAGAAACCACAGUGUUGUGUAACUUGCACUUUGUUAUACCAGGGUAAACUAUGUUGACAGGAAAACUGAUUUUCACAGUGUGGCUGAGAGUGAAUUGAUGAAAGCAGAUACUGCUAAUAUUAUUUUAUAUUUUGGAGUGCUACCAAGUUGACAUUAAUUUUCAUUUUUUUUAUUUUAUUUUAUGGAAAAUAUUGACCCAUAGAAUGCACAUGAAAUACUAUUGCUUAAAUCUGUUGAUGUAAGCUUUCUUUCCUUUUUUAGAACUGUGAAUAGCAUGAUGCAUUAUAUGUGCCAUGUUAGUAUGCCUUUAGCAAAUAACGGUAUUUGAUAUUCGCCGGGUUCAAGAAGCACCUACAGUACAUUGGCAGAUGAGAAUUUGUCUCUGAAAAGAAGAGACGCAUUAGUCUUUCCCCCCACUGGUCCCAUGCAGAAGCAACCCCCUAUCACCCCUGGGAAUGAAGAACAUUGGAUAGCUUGCAAUCAGGCUCACAAAAAAAAUUAACAGCACUUCUAGCAGUAAAGGUUACCUCUUCAUUCUUUGUCACUAAGGCAUUAAGGACUUUAGUGACAAAUGAAGGUUCUAUGAAACAAAAUGGACUCCCAUGCUUUGGAAUUGUAUUGCAUGGCCCUGCUUUGCCUUAAGGCCCUUGUCUUACUUCCUUUUUAACCAGUGAUUGUUAUGAAUAUGUUGGUCCGGAAUUAACGAGUGUGGAAGGUGGGGUGGGGUCAGGGGUCGUCUAAUGAUUGGGUGUUGUGUACAUCUGUGAAACUUGUCCUCACAUAAAGAUAAAGAUCGAUUCCCUUGUAAGAGUGCAAAUUUGCCAAAGUAAAUGGCGUUCGUGAAAGUUCUGGCUUGCGGUGCUCUGCUCUGCUCUCAAAGCUUCGCUGAAGAGAUCGCUUUUCGUGCUGAGAGAGGCUGGGCAGAGACAGUCAUCUUUCUGCGGUAAACAUCAUUACGUAACAUGAGAACCACAGUUGAAGCUCGCUGUUAGGGCUUGCUUAGAUUUCUGUACAUUGUGUGGUGUUGUGAACACUGUUGCCUUUUCUUUUUUUGCUGAGAACUUAAGUGUUUUCUAUUCAGGGGUGCCCAAGUCCUGCCUUUCUCACUAUUGUUUGUUUCUUCUCUCCAUCUCAGAUGCAUUUGUGUGAAAUCUGUUAUUACAAAUAUUUGGAUUUGUCAUUUGAUACAUUCGCUUUUCCAGUGUAGUUUUUAAAUUUUUAUUAUUUUAUUUAAAAGCUGUUUAAAGCUUUUUUUUUGUCAGGCAGGAUGAGAACACCCCUUUUCAGUUAGGGCUACGCUUUCCCGCCUAUUUUCUGCAGCUAAACACAACUUAUUGAACUGAUGUGGGUUCCUCCUGGUGGCUGUAAGAGCUGAGAUGGGUUUCUUGCACUAUGGUGAUUGCAAGUGGAAUAGGAGGCGUUGCAGGACUCAUUGGUCAUAAUGUGAAAUGAAGCAUUCAAAAGGGAAACAGCUGUGGCUAAUGAAGGCUGUUCCUAUGUGACUUACAGUAGAAAGACUUUACCUGAGUCCCAGUGACCAGACCUCUACUGAUUUAUUUGUUUUUAAAUAUUGGUUUGAAUUGGAGAAAGAAAAGAUUAGUGGGCGAAUGGAACCAACCACAUUCAGUGUUCGUAUUUAGCUGGCAAGGAAAUACCUUUAUCAGUUUGAAUGUUUGCACAAAGUGCAUUUUAAUGCCUGUUUUAAAAAUGUUUUCCUAAUCAAGCAUGUGUUGGUAGUAACUUUCAGGUUUCUUGUUUGUAAAUUAUAUUCUGGUGCCAACAGAUCAGAAAUAUUGGAUGCCGCCUUUAUUAAUGCAAGGUGACCAAUUUUGUAGUUGUACAGUCAUGUCUUUCGACCACUGCAGUCAAUGUAAUUCUUGUACAAGUUCUAUCACUGGGUGUUGUACCAUAUGACAUUUGUAAUUAUGAAAUAAAACACUGCCGUUUGUAUAAA